This is a messenger RNA of Nematolebias whitei (Rio pearlfish), 567 nucleotides long. It is a transcript of the gene supt4h1, whose product is annotated as SPT4 homolog, DSIF elongation factor subunit. Gene Ontology annotation, molecular function: RNA polymerase II complex binding; zinc ion binding. Gene Ontology annotation, cellular component: nucleus; DSIF complex. Gene Ontology annotation, biological process: mRNA processing; positive regulation of DNA-templated transcription, elongation; chromatin organization. The coding region runs from base 92 to 445 and encodes 117 amino acids. NCBI's taxonomy places the organism in Eukaryota, Metazoa, Chordata, Actinopteri, Cyprinodontiformes, Rivulidae. The record is from RefSeq and is a predicted model, not a curated record. The transcript is spliced from 5 exons.
UUUCCCAGCGACUCGGAAGACAUUCCAAACAGAAAACGAUCCGAAUUUUUCUUUAAUAUUUCUUCUGUAUUUUGUAACCAAGUCGUAAGUAAUGGCGUUGGAAACGGUGCCAAAAGAUCUGCGCCAUUUGCGAGCCUGUCUGCUUUGCUCUUUAGUGAAGACCAUCGACCAGUUUGAAUACGACGGCUGUGAUAACUGUGAGUCGUACCUGCAGAUGAAGGGGAACAGAGAGAUGGUUUAUGAGUGCACAAGCUCCUCGUUUGAUGGUGUCAUUGCCAUGAUGAGUCCUGAAGACAGCUGGGUGUCUAAAUGGCAGAGAAUAGGCACCUUCAAGCCAGGUGUAUAUGCUGUGUCUGUGACAGGCAGACUACCUCCAGGUGUGGUGAGAGAGCUGAAAAGCAGAGGAGUCAUGUACAAAUCCAGAGACACGGCAGUGAAAACAUAACCCCGACUGUUUCCUGCUAACGUCAUCCGCUUGAGCUGAAACAUCUGUGAUGUUUUAAAAAAAAAUUUUAUUUUCAUUGUGAAUGUUCUGCAAGUUACAGGAAAAAAGGACAAAAUCCUAAA